CGCGUAUGUCGGAAGAAUUUGCGCCACAGAAAGACUAUCGUCUUCCUAAAAAUAUAGCCCCUGAGCAUUAUGACCUCACGAUUUGGACGGAUCUCCAGGAUCUGAAGUUCAGCGGUACUGUUGAGAUUAGCUUACGGAUUGGUACCGAUACCUCUACUGUUGUGCUCAACUCCCUCGCUCUGGAGUUCAGUGAGGUAUCUCUACAUUCCUAUGCUCUACAGAACACCCAGACGCCUUCGGCUACGGAGAUCGACGAUACACGCCAGCGUGUAAUCUUCACAUUUCCUGAUGUCCUCCCUGCCAACUCUACGGCGCGACUCAAAAUUGCCUUCAAAGCGGACGUCUCCAGCCAAAUGAUGGGCUAUUACAGAUCUACUGGUGGAAAGGACAGCAAGACUGUCUACGCACUCACGCAGUUCCAGCCUACGGCCGCAAGGCGCGCUUUUCCGUGCUGGGAUGAGCCCAAUUUCAAGGCCACUUUCGCGAUCACUAUGAUCUCUCGGAAGGAUACAGUCAACAUCAGCAACAUGCCUGUUGCCCACGAAGAGGUGUACACGCCUCAGCUGGAGGUUGAAGAGGGUUCGUGGAUUGCCAACACCUUCGCGUCGCUGCUUCAUCCGUCGGACUGGAAAAUAACGACGUUCGAAACAACACCGCCAAUGUCGUCCUACAUCAUCGCAUACGCCAAUGGUCCCUUCGAGUACAUCGAAAGCUCCUAUAAGAGCACUCUGAGUGGCAAGGUUCGACCUCUACGGUUCUACGGUACUGCAAACGCUAUUCCGCAUGCGCAAUUCGCUUUGGACACGGUGACCAAGAUCAUGCCCAUUUAUGAGCAGAUGUUCGAUAUCGAAUACCCCCUCCCCAAACUCGAUAUCUUUGCCGUAGAUGAUUUUGACCUUGGUGGCAUGGAGAACUGGGGCUUGGUUAUCUGUCGCACGCAGUAUCUCCUCCACGAUCCCACUUCCAACGAUGUCCAGAACCAACAAUCAGUUGCGUCCAUGGUUGGACACGAAGUUGCUCACAUGUGGUUCGGCGACAUCACGACGAUGGAAUGGUGGGAUAACCUGUAUCUCAACGAAGGAUUCGCGACCCUCAUGGGAGACAAGGCCAUCCUCGGUAAAGUGUGGCCAGAAUGGAAGCCAGAUUCCGAGUUUCUCGGCUCAAGCUUCUUUCAGGCGCGGCAGCUCGAUGCAAAGCUUUCCUCUCAUCCCGUCGAAGUGGAGUGCCCUAAUGAGGACUCCAUUCUGCAAAUCUUCGAUGCCUUGUCGUAUGCUAAGGCGGCGUCUGUCCUUCGCAUGCUCUCCAGUCAUGUCGGGGAGCAUCAGUUCCUGAAGGGCGUGUCUAUUUAUCUGAAGAAGCACCUGUACAAGAACGCAGUCACGAAGGACUUGUGGGAGGGCAUCCAAGCUGCAACUAACCUCGAUAUCCCUAAGAUCAUGGACACAUGGAUCAAAGAGAUGGGCUACCCUGUUCUGACGGUGACCGAGACGGAAGAUGGUCUACACAUCCGCCAAGACAGGUUUCUCGAGACAGGUCCUGCUGAGGAAAAGCACAACCAGAUCAUCUGGACAGUCCCAUUGAGCAUUCUCACGGUCUCCGACGACGGAAAGCCAACUGUGCAGAAGCACAUAUUCGACACACGUGAAAAUUUCUACUCCCUCGAAACUAGCAAGGUGUUCAAGCUCAACGUUGACACGACUGGCUUCUACGCUGUCCAGUACAGUCCUGAACGUCUAGUUAGGCUUGGCCGAACAGCUGCCCUUCCCGACUCUCCGUUCUCAUUAUCCGAUCGCAUCGGCUUGGUAUGGGACGCGUCUGCGCUCGCGAAGGCUGGAUACGCCCCUGUCAGCAGUGCAUUCGCGCUUAUCAGGAUGCUCCAGGGCGAGAAGGAAUACUUCGUAUGGGAUACGAUUGCGACUAACAUCGAGGAGAUUGUGUCCACAUGGUACGAAAAGCCACAGGUCGUGGAACUUCUGAAUGCCUUUAGAAGAGAUCUGUUUGUCCCUGUUGUCAAGAGACUAGGACUGAAGUACUCAAUAUCAGACUCCCCUAACGAUCGAUUGCUUCGUACUCUGGCCGUUAGGCAGGCAGCUGCAGCGGGGAAUCCCGAGGUUGUCGCCGAACUGAAGGCGUGGUAUGCCCACCUCCUACAAACAGGCAAUGACUCCAAAAUCCCCAGCGAGCUACAAGGCGUUACAUUCAAAGUUGGCGUUGGUGAAGGCGGGCGUCCGGAAUGGGAGUACGCCAAGCAGCUUGCAUCGAACCCCAAGAAUCCGGCACAAGGCGUCGCGGCGCUCUACGCAGUCGGCGCAAGUAAAGACCUUGGACUCGCAGAGGAGACUUUUCAGUUUGCGCUCACCGGGGUGCGCGAUCAGGACAUCCCCCGGUGCUUGUCGGGGCUACAGCAGAACCCGCUCACGCGCAAGUUCCUCGCGGAACGCGUGAAAGAUCGCUUCGACGAGUUGGAGAAACGCUAUGCGGGAACCUUCAACUUCAAGAGAUUCAUCGAAGUCUCAUUCCGGUAUCUAUCCUCUGAUAAGGACUAUGAGGCGACCGCGGCAUUCUUCAAGGACAGAGAUACUGCGGCGUAUGAUCAGGCCCUUCGCCAGAGCUUGGACAACAUCAAGACGCGUGCGGCAUGGGUGAAGCGUUCUACAGAAGAGCUGACAGAGUGGUUGAAACGACGUCCAGAGGGAGAGCGCUGAGACAGAGACCAAACACAAACUCACGGGUUACGGAGAAGUUCGGGGUGGCCACACCUUGGACAACUUCGCACAGCGCGCCGAAUCGCGCCUCACGACAUGCCCUCUUAAGACCACUAAGAACGACGGCACGAAGCCCCCCACCCAAAAAAAGUCACGGGUUGUUGUCUUCGCAUCGGCUCCGAUUCUCCUUACUUGCGCUUGGUUACCAAUGUAUCCUCUAUACUGACGUACUCCCUGAAUGAUGAU
Messenger RNA from Dichomitus squalens LYAD-421 SS1, 2951 nucleotides. RefSeq lists its product as uncharacterized. NCBI's taxonomy places the organism in Eukaryota, Fungi, Basidiomycota, Agaricomycetes, Polyporales, Polyporaceae. The transcript has 21 exons. Gene Ontology annotation, biological process: peptide catabolic process; proteolysis. Gene Ontology annotation, molecular function: zinc ion binding; peptide binding; metalloaminopeptidase activity. The record is from RefSeq and is a predicted model, not a curated record. Bases 6 to 2705 code for a protein of 899 amino acids. Gene Ontology annotation, cellular component: cytoplasm.